AUGGAUAGUUUGAUCAAGAAAAAGGGAACAAAUUUGAAAUUUUCAGAAAAUGAAGAGCCGAUUGGAUCAGAAUAUGAUGAGGACAUGAUAAGUCCAUGCGAGUGCACAGCCACCUCCACGGGCGGCAAGCGGCGUACGAUUGUUGGCAGCGGCAGGGCAUCGUUCAAAAGCAGCGCAGCUAAGCAGGAAGCCUUUGGGAGCGAUGGCGAUGGCAACGGCAGGGGGGAGUUCGUCCUGCGACUGGACUCACCGCUGACGGCGAUCACAGCCAUUGCUGUGGCCAUCUGCCUCUUGAUCAUCACGAUAUUCUCAAUCAUCUUUGCUGUUUUACAGCGCAAUAGCAACCAUGUAUCAAGAAACUCAGUGCGGUAUAGAAAAAUAGCAAACACGUCGUCGAGCAGACGAAAGAACUUGUCCGCGAAGCCCACCAGCGAUGCAAGAUUCAUUUUUAACAUUGGCGAGGACGAAGAUACAGAGGGUGAUAAUUCGGAGGACGAACUGGACGAUAACGUGGGCACAGAUAUAAACAGAACAGUCUACGACAGAAAAGGCAAAGAUCAUGGACACGAAUUUUACAUUGAGAGUACAAAUGAUAUUGAUGCGAUCGAGUUUCACUGCAAAGGAGCACAGAAAGCAGACUUCCGGCCAAGAAGGUGCAACGAAAUCGGUCAUGAUGAUAUUCAUUCCAAUGCGAAUACGAAUACGAAUACGAAUACGAAUACAAAUAUGGAUAGCAAUCCGUCAACAAGCCGUACAAACAUCCGUAGCUGAUUGAUUGACCGAUGGACAACGAGACAGCGAACAUAAUUGUACCAAUACCAACUUUGAUCUUGGCUUUCUUGCUCCGGACUAGUAAAUUGUAACCUUGCUUUGAGGAAUAUA
This is a messenger RNA of Drosophila elegans, 882 nucleotides long. RefSeq names its product furin-like protease 2. The record is from RefSeq and is a predicted model, not a curated record. Lineage: Eukaryota; Metazoa; Arthropoda; Insecta; Diptera; Drosophilidae. The coding region runs from base 1 to 771 and encodes 256 amino acids. The transcript is spliced from 3 exons.